UAUUGGUCUUGGAAAUUGUAAAAUGUAGAUUGUGGAUUGUGCGACCGUGAGUCCGUAAACAUAAGAACGAAAACUUGCUACUGGCGUUGAAUUUCUCGACAGCCGUAGUGGAGGGAGUUUGAAUUUUUGGAGAAUGGAUGUAGAAAAUUUAAUUAACAUUACAAAGGCAACCGUCAAGCAAUACACAGUGUCAUCCUCUUAGUUCAAAAAUAUAUUACUACUUAAAGUAAUUGGUGUUGCUUUUAAUGCGUUAAUAAAUAUUAUUGUUUACUUAGUGUUGAAGUUUUUAUUACGAUCUUCAAUCAUGGAUCGCAAAUUCAUAAAUGUUAUUCUACUCGGAUUCGGAUUUAUGUUCGUGUUUACUGCAUUCCAGACUAUGGGAAACAUAGAGAAAACAAUUCUGGACAGUAUAACGCAAGAUGAUCCAAAUUUCGUCGGCGAUGGCUACACGUCACUCGCGAUCAUCUACGCCACACUAGCCCUCUGCAAUUGGAUGGCGCCAUCCAUAAUUACCAUCACUGGUCCCAGAGGCGCGAUGAUGAUUGGAGCCGUUACUUAUUUGUUCUUCAUAAUAACGUUCCUGUUCCCGCGAACAUGGCUUCUCUACGUAGCCAGUGUGAUGAUCGGCGCGGGCGCAGCUGCCAUUUGGACUGGACAGGGCAACUAUCUCACAUUGAACAGCGAUGCGGAAACCAUUUCCAGGAACUCAGGAGUCUUUUGGGCUAUGCUGCAAUGCAGUUUAUUCUUCGGCAACCUGUUCGUGUUCAUCAAGUUCCAAGGCAAAACGCACAUAGAUUUGGAGACACGGAACGUUGUGUUCGGUGCGUUGACCGCGGUUUGCGUUGUGGGAAUGGUUUUCCUGAUGAUGCUGAGACCUGCGAGGCGCACGCCCGUCCUUGAUGAUGUAAAGAGCGAGAUUGUCCCAGUACAAGAAGCCGAAGGCCCCAUGGAAGCUUUCAGAGGCGCCCUUAGACUUUUUUGCACCGGAGAUAUGAUUUUGCUGAGCGCUGCGUUCGUUUAUACAGGUGUGGAGUUAUCCUUCUUCAGUGGCGUAUACAGUCCCAGCAUCGGAUUCACGCUCGCGAUGGGAGACAAUGCGAAGCAGCUGGUUGGUCUUUCGGGAGUGUUCAUCGGUUUGGGGGAAGUCCUCGGAGGAGCACUAUUCGGUAUUCUUGGUAGCAAAACGACCCGUUGGGGCCGCGAUCCAGUCGUUAUCAUGGGAUAUCUCAUCCACAUGACCAGCUUCUUCCUAAUUUUCAUCAAUCUCCCCAACGCUGCACCCUUCGGCGACACCAUGGACGUUUCCUACAUCGGGCCAUCUCCUUACCUCGCGAUGUUCUGCAGUUUCCUACUAGGAUUUGGAGACGCUUGUUAUAAUACACAGAUUUACUCUAUUUUGGGUGGAAAGUACGCCGAUAAUAGUACAUCUGCAUUUGCGCUAUUCAAGUUCACUCAGUCAUUAGCCGCAGCGGCAUGCUUCUUCUACUCAUCCCGGGCGCCAUUGUCAGUGCAAUUAGGUGUACUUGCGAUCCUGGGCUCUGCGGGCACAGCUGCCUUUUGCCGCGUGGAAUGGCGGGCACGAGCCAGAGCACGCGCCGCCGCACUAGAGUCAAUCGAUGAUAAAUUAUCACCCGCAACUCAUUCGCUCGCCGAUAACACACUACACUAUGAUUGAGCUAUCUGUAGUUUAUGAUGCCCUGGUUUAUUAGCUGAGGCCUGAGACAUACAAACAAGUAAAUAAAUUAUUUGAGACUCGGUAAGAAAACAUUCCGAACCAGAAGUAGAUUAAUUAUAUACCUGUAGUUCUACUAGAUUCUUCAUAAGCAUUUGGAAAAAAAAAUAUUUAAGUGAAAAAUUAAUAUUGGAUUUUAGUAAUUUGUAGAGUUAUAACAAUGUUUCGCAAUUUCACAAUUGUUACACAAUUUGGAGAAAAAAUAAAAAUAAGGUUUUAGUGUAAGAUUUAGAAGUAAAAAUACUGAAGCAUUUAUAUAAAACCAUGCUUUUAUGUGACAAUUAUGCAUUAAGAUGCUUAGAGCAUUGAGGACAACUUUUUUGGUUAAAAUAGAGAAACAUAGUUGAAUAACUAGUUAUUUCUCAGACGAUAUCUUGCUACGAAUAGCAAGAUCGCCUGUGGAAAUAAAUUGAAUAAUUUUGCAGGUAUAUGUAUUCAAUAAUAAUCGAAUAUUAUGUUAUGAGAAAUCCGAAUAUCGUCAUUAAUAGUCCCAUAUUGGGUAAUUGCGUAAUUGCCAUUUAUGCGUUUCAUUAAAUUUUGUGCAAGUAUGCCUUUGAUUAUAUUACAAUGGGGUUAGAAAAUCCAUACUAUUGUUUCAAUGUAAAACUUUUGUGUUCGGCUCCUAGAAAUCCUUCGGAGAGGGCCCCCAUCCCGGAGACAAAUACAGAAUACUUUUUAACCCGGUUUUAGUAGUAUGUUUCCUAUGUUUGGAUCAACCGCUGAACCUAUCUUAACGUAAUUUAGUAUAGAGAUUGAUUGCAUCCUGGAUAUCGACAAAGAAUACUUUAAAAGCCGAGAAAUUAAAAAAAAAAAAACAUUAUAGAUACAGAUAGAGAAAUAAGAUAAAAUAAUUAUUUAAUUUUAUAAAUUCGACGAAUUUUUAUUAAACUGGUGUUUAGUAUUUUGCACUAAUGAAAAAUAAAAAAAGUAUUUAAAAAAUAUAUUACUAUUGUUCCAAACUGUUUCGAAUUACAGCGUUAUGGAAUUAUUCAGACGAUAUGUAUGGAAACGGAUUUCUAAUUAUGGUCUGCGACCGAUAGGGCCUGAAAUGUGAUUUUUGAACUUAAAAGUUCAAACUUGUUAGUAUUAUCACGAUUAUGACUGGAAGCAGGUGCGGGACACGAGCUGGCAUAACCCUGAUGUAUGUUUUAAAUUCUGUAGUGUUUUGUAUAAAAAAGUCCAGAUUAAUGUUCCUGGAAUUUAUGCUUAAGCUUAUAUUAAGAGCCUGUUUCUUCAACUUGCGAUAAACGUUGGAUAGCUUAAUAAUUUUGUCUUUAUCAUAUGAUCUAGGAACUUUUUCACCAACUUCUAAUAAGUAUUGGAUAGCUUUUUCAUAAUUUUUGUCUUUCUCAUUUGACAUAAAGUUCGAAAGGGACAAAACUUUCGUUUAGGCUAUCCAACACUUACCAGAGGGUUAUGAAGCAGGCCCUCAAUGGAAUUUAAAUAAAAAAUGAACGUUAAUGUUAACAUAGGCCUACGUAAAGAGAUUAUUUAUGUAAACAAAUGAAUUUAUUUCCAUGCAAGGUAGAACACAGAUUCUAAUUGUAAUUUUAUCUCCCGAACGCAUAAAAAGAAAGUUUACAUUAAUUAUAAUUUUUUUUUAGUAGAAAUUUUACCUUUGUUUAGUACAAAUAUAACACUUUAGAAAUAUAAAAUAUGCAUCAGUGGAUAUGUUUCAGAUAAUUUUUAUUAUUAUUUAAGCGUACAGUUUGUUCUAACUUUAGCUUUAGUACAAGAUUUGGCUCGCUCGCAAUCGAGAAGUCGCUUUCGAGAAUGCAUGAAGACUCCAAAACUAGCGUCAUUAGAUCUAUUUCCCUUUGACGAUACAGAGUUUGGUACUCGAAAACGACGCCUCAAUUACAAGCGAGCAAAUCAUGUCUAAGACUACCUGUUGCAUGUGAAAAGAGCCUCGAUUGCACAAAUGUUAUAAAGCACAAGUCAACCGCCAGCACUCUUUUUGCAUGGCGCAAUAUACUUAGGUUAAUUACUAAAUAAUGUCUAACAUUCCAUGUUACUAUGUGCAUUCAAUUAACUACUCAUAAACUACUACUAGAUAUAUAUGUAUAAACAUUUUGGACAAGUAAAGUUUUCAAUGUAAUAGAAAUAGAUAUAAUGUUACUAAUUUCUUAACGUUUGAGCUUUAUAGCAUGCAUUCUUAAAUUGAAUAUGAUUUAAAUAGUGCUGCCUCAAUAAUUGGGGUAUGCUGAAGUUUCAGGCUGGUAGUUUCUGAGAUAAAUGCAUUCAAAAAUACAAACAUUCCAGCUUCAUUAUGUUAGUAUAUAGAUAUAAACAUUACUCAAGGCAACUGUUAACUGACAAGUGUGGUAUUUGUAAAUACUUGUAAUGUUAUAUAAUAUAAUAGAAAAGUUAUUUGUUAUAAAUAUUAUAGUGAUUUAUUUCUUACGUAUAUAUAAAAAUCCGUAAAUCAUGAAUUAGCAAUAUAAUCUAGUCAAAUAUAUAUUUUUGAUUUGCCAAUUUUUUUUUGAACAAUGAAAUUUGUAAUGCAGCUAUUUUUCGUUAAC
This is a messenger RNA of Pararge aegeria (speckled wood butterfly), 4254 nucleotides long. RefSeq names its product UNC93-like protein MFSD11. NCBI's taxonomy places the organism in Eukaryota, Metazoa, Arthropoda, Insecta, Lepidoptera, Nymphalidae. The record is from RefSeq and is a predicted model, not a curated record. The transcript has 8 exons. The coding region runs from base 305 to 1675 and encodes 456 amino acids.